AGCAGUAGACUGACGUUCAGCACGUCAAGCGUGGUCCAACAAGUGGCGGAACCGUCCGAUGCGCCCCGAGGGCGCCUGCCUCCGCUUGCAAGAAUCGAUGAGAGCCUGUACUCUGCUGUACGCCCGCAGCCUCUGAGCGCCCUCUCUGCGCUCGCCUCUCGAUUGCGACUGAUCCCACUCGAGGCCGACGAAGCGACGAGGAAGAGGCGCCUCGAGCUUCUUGUGCAGGCGUGCACCCACCCGAGCUUCGGCAAGAUGGUGCGGGAGGAAGAGGCUAUCGAGCAGAAGACACCAUUCGAGAGGCAGCUCGUCGCAUAUCCAGCAAACCUCGACAAUGCAUCACUUAGCACCGUCGGCAAUUCGUUGUUGGGCAUGGUUGCAGCCGAGCACCUUCAUCUUCGAUUUCCGAACCUGCCGACUCGAGUCCUCAAGGCCGCGGUAUCGGCUCACGUCGGACCCAACACGCUAGCCGAUGUCGCUACAGAGCUGGGGCUCGGCGGCCAGGGGAUCCUGCGGUGGGACCGAAAGGCACGCACAGCGGCGGUGCAGGAGGACGAGAACGGCAAACGAUUCAUGGUGAUUGAGAAGCAGCAGAAGCUCAUGUCGAGGGACGUCAUGGCCGAAUCGAUGCGAAGCAUCGUCGCAGUCAUCUUCCAGGAGCAAGGUCUCGAAGUGGCUCGGUCCUUUGUCCGGAAUCACUUCCUGACGAGGCUCGUCCCACUGGCCCCCUUGCUCAAGUUCAGCGACCCAAAGAAGACGUUGAGUGAAACGUGCAAAAAGUACGCUCGGGAACGACCCCAGUCGAGGUUGAUUGCAGAAACGGGACGACUCAGUAUCAAUCCCAUCUUCGUUGUGGGCGUCUGGAGUGGCCAGGACAAGCUGGGCGAGGGGACGGGAAGCCGAAUCAAGAUGGCCGAAUACAGGGCUGCCGAAGAUGCCUUGCGGAGAUUCUAUCUGAGUGAGACGCCCGCGCACGAGCUUUCGCUGCCUUCGCAGACGCUCGACCGCGAGUUC
Messenger RNA from Acaromyces ingoldii, 1014 nucleotides. RefSeq names its product ribonuclease III. Gene Ontology annotation, biological process: primary miRNA processing; regulation of gene expression; rRNA processing. The annotation marks the transcript as partial. The record is from RefSeq and is a predicted model, not a curated record. The transcript is spliced from 3 exons. Gene Ontology annotation, cellular component: nucleus. Gene Ontology annotation, molecular function: double-stranded RNA binding; ribonuclease III activity. Lineage: Eukaryota; Fungi; Basidiomycota; Exobasidiomycetes; Exobasidiales; Cryptobasidiaceae.